AUGGCCGCCGCCGCCCCAAGGUUGAUCUUCAUCCUCCGCCACAACCUCCGCCUCCUCCCUCUCUCCUUCUCUUCCCAUUUCCGCCACCAUCACCGCACUAUCCUUUCUUCCACUUCCUCUCCCUUUUCCUCACUCACUCCUUCUCUCACACACAAACUCAAACUCAAACUCAAACCCAAGGCCUCCCAACAUUUUCACACCCAACCUUCAUCUUCCCAUAGUGGGACCCACCCAUGGCCCGAAUUCACCAGAUUUCUCGCACACAUCUCCUCCGCCGGCUACACAUCCACAAUUCCUCUCGCCGAUUCCUUUAUUCCUCCUGCCGAAUUAUCGCAGGCCGAGGUCAGUUCCUGCUUGGCUUUCGCUCGAGAUAGACCCAACCUUCUCAGGUUGCUUUCUAUGAGAGACGUUGCGGUUGUGGUUGAACAUGCUACUCCCUUUCUGUUCCCAGACUCUGAGGAUUCCGUUUCCAAGAUGAAGUCUUUUGUAUCCAACGGCGAUUCCACUGCCUUGGACACUAAUAAAGCAAAUAUGGUUGAUCUAAUGAAAUUUUUGCUGAGUUAUGCAAGCAACUGCUCAGUCUCUUCAGAAAGGAACAGUCUCUAUAACAGAAAUCUUGUUGAAUCCUCCAUCAGAAACCUAUUUGGUGAACUUUUCAAGCUGAGUUAUAGUACACCUGGACCUAACUCUUUUGAUUCAGUGCAAAAUCAAAUGCCUGGCAGUAGACUUGGGCAUACAUUGCCUCCUGGACAAAACAUUGAAAUGAAAAGGGGUGAUUGGAUUUGCACAAGGUGUAAUUUUAUGAAUUUUGCAAGAAAUGUUAAAUGUCUUGAAUGCGAGGAAGCAAGGCCAAAAAGACAACUGACUGGAGGAGAAUGGGAAUGUCCUCAGUGUGAUUUUCAUAAUUAUGGGAGGAAUGUAACUUGCUUACGGUGUGAUUGCAAGCGGCCUGGACAAAUAUCUUUGGGUGCCACCAAUAAUACGUCACAUCCAGGUGUAGCAGACGAUGAAGAUUUUCCGGAAAUAAUGCCUUUAAGGAAAGGAGUUAAUAGAUUUGUUGUAAGCACAAGGAAAACUCCAUUAGAGAGGAGGUUGACCAAUGCUCAAUACAAGAGAAACCUGGGAAAUAACGACACUCCCGGAGUGGAGGAUUUUAGAUCUGGGGAAUCAGUCAAGUCCCACAAUACGCUGGAUGAUAUUCUAGGUCGUUCAACUGGAAUUCAUCAAUAUGACUAUAAAAAUAUGGGUGCUGAACAAAAUUUUAGUAGAGAAAGCUCACCUUCAAUUGCUAGCAAUACUUCCAAUUUCAACGAUGCUAAAGGAAGCAACACUACUACCCUUCCCCCCUUUCCAUCAUACGCCAGUUCUGGUGACACUGACAGUACACAACUUUCUAAUAACUCUUCAAGUGAAAAUAUCAUUAAGGAUAAGGAGAAAGAGCAAGCUGAAAAAUCUGAUAGAUGGUUUAGAAAGAUCGCAGAGCUGAAUGAUGUUCCAGAUAUAACAAGUGCAAUAUCCGAUGAUGAUUUCCCUGAAAUAAUGCCGAUGCGUAAAGGAGAAAACAGAUUUGUUGUUAGCAAGAAAAAAGACCGGUCCUUGACAACACCGGCAUAUAAGAGACGUUUGGCCAUGGAGCAAUCUGGCAAUACCAACUUUGUCCCUUUUGUACCCUUCCCACCAGAUUACUUUGCCAAAAAGGACAAGCCACAGGCGGAUGGAACACACUCAACAGAUAAGUCCAAUGUUGAAUCAUCCUCAAUACCUGAACCGGCUGAGACGUCAAGUGACACUAGAGCUAGACCUGAACAGAGGCCAGAACCUUCUUCUGAUCAUAGUUUAAAUAAUAAUAAUAAUCAUGUUAGCUCUAGCUAUGGGGCUACAAGUAGUGGAAAUUCAAACCAGGGUUUUAGUCUAGAUAGUAAUCCGAAUUUGACAGAGAAGUCAUCCGCAGGCUCGGCAUCUGAGAACCAGAGUGUUGGAACAGAAUGGACAGGGAAGAGUUUAGAGGGGUCGGCGGUCAGGGAACCUGAUCCUUUGGACAUGUCAGAGGAGGCGAAAGCAGAGAGGUGGUUUCGUCGUGUUGCACAGAUAAAGGAUAUCUCUGAGCUCAGUCAGAUUCCAGAUGAAGAUUUUCCCUCAAUAAUGCCCAUGCGUAAAGGGGUGAACAGAUUUGUUGUGAGUAAGAGGAAAACACCAUUGGAAAGGAGAUUGACAUCUCAGCAGUACAGAAGAAAUCUUCCAGUUGUGAGCUCAGAUCCUGUUAAGAGAGAAAAUGAAGGUAGCUGA
Vicia faba (fava bean) is the source of this 2286-nucleotide messenger RNA. NCBI's taxonomy places the organism in Eukaryota, Viridiplantae, Streptophyta, Magnoliopsida, Fabales, Fabaceae. The record is from the annotation of a GenBank genome assembly.